AUGGCGACACAAAAUAGUCAAGAAUUAAAAUUACUUUUUACUGUAUUCGAUGUUGAUAAUAGUGGAACAUUAACAAAAGAAGAACUUAAACAAUUACUUCAAUCACCUGAUCCGGAUGGUCCUGCAGUUUCAGAAGAACAAGUUACUGAAUAUUUAAGACUUGCUGAUACUGAUAAUAGUGGUGAUAUUUCCAUGGAUGAAUUUAUAACCUUUAUAAAUAAUAACGUUCCACAAGGUGCAUAUGGUUUGAAAAGUAUAUUUCGAACAAUUGAUAAAAGUGGUGAUGGUUUUAUUGAAAAAGAUGAAUUUGAACAAGUAAAGAAAACUAAUCAAAAUUUAAAUCAAAAUUUAAUUAAUAUAUUCGAUAAAAAAUUUGAACAUGAUGCAGUUAGUAAAAUUACCUAUGAACCUAGUGGUGAUAUUACUCUAGAAGAAUUUACAGUAAUGAUGAAUGAGUAUGUUCCAACAAGUACUCUUGGAUUACGUGAUUUAUUUAAUACAUUUGAUUUAAGUGGCGAUGGUUGUGUGGAUAAACAAGAAUUUGAACAGGUUAUGAAAGAAAAAGGCAAAGAAUUAAAUCAAGAUCAAAUUGAAAUAUUUAAUAAGAAAUUUCAACAAGAUGAAAAUUGCAAAGUUACUUAUGAACGUAUGUAA
Messenger RNA from Rotaria sp. Silwood1, 654 nucleotides. The record is from the annotation of a GenBank genome assembly. Lineage: Eukaryota; Metazoa; Rotifera; Eurotatoria; Philodinida; Philodinidae.